AAGAUUACAAAAAGACCAAAAAGGAGAAGAAAAAAAAACAAGAUACUGCAGCUAGGUUAGGUGUGAGCAGUAACCAAUAUAUAAAAAAUGGGUGGAGCAUUCUAAGCCGUCCAACGAUCGCCGACUCGUCGUCAAUCCUUAAUGCCUAAUGGGAUCGGACUCAGCGAAAAUAUGGGUAUUGAAAGUUCCCUCGUGAACCACAAACUUGUACUGUGAGUACUCAACAACUCAAGUGAUAAAAAAUGGAAAGAAGUUUGGGUGAACGAGUUUUUGUGAUUGAAAUUUGAAGAUGCAUUUAUGAUUCGUAUCUAUCUCCUUCUACUUCUACUCAUUCUCCAAUCUCAACCUCCUAAAUGUUAAUCUCUAUUUACAUUAUUACCAUUCAACUAAUAACUAUUCUCUUAUUCACUUCACCGGCGGCUACCUCUCAUUACUCAUCUCCCUCACCACCAGCCGCACCAUUCUACGAAUCUUCCCCUGAACCUCCUUCCCUCGCCGCCGAAUGGCUCUCCGCUCACGCCACUUACUACUCCGACGCCAAUGACCCCAUGGAUGCACUGGACGGCGCGUGUGGCUACGGAGCCACUAUCAAAGAUGGUUACGGCCUCGCCGCAACCGCAGUCAGCGAAACUCUCUUCGUGCGUGGUCAGAUCUGUGGCGCGUGUUUUGAGCUACGCUGUUUCGAAGAGGAAGUUCCAUUUGACAGGCGGCGGUGUGGCUCCGGCAGUUCGAUUGUUGUCACCGCUACUAAUUUCUGUGCACCGAACUAUGGUUUUGACGCGGAGAGCGGUGGCGGAGAGUGUAACCCUCCUAAGCAGCACUUCGUUGUUCCGGUGGAAGCCUUCGAGAAGAUCGGCAUUCGGAAAGGCGGUAAGUUGCCCGUUCAGUAUCGCAGGAUAAAGUGCAGGAGGGAAGGGGGGAUGCGGUUUACAAUUACUGGUUCUGGUAUCUUCAAUUCAGUGCUGAUUAGUAAUGUAGCUGGCAUAGGAGACAUUGUUGGUGUGAAGGUUAAAGGUUCAAGAACAGGUUGGAUUCCUAUGGGUCGAAAUUGGGGCCAAAACUGGCAUGUAAAUGCGUUGCUACAAAACCAACCUCUCUCAUUUGAGGUCACUAGUAGUGAUGGAGUCACCAUUACAUCUUACAAUGUAGCUCCCAAGAAUUGGACCUUUGGACAAACCUUUGCAGGCAAGCAAUUCGAGUCUUAGAAAAAGCAUAACGAACCUAAUUAGCUUGUUUCAAAGGACCAUUAUCCUUCCACAUUUUUUACCUUAAAUUAAGAUUGUCAAAUUUUUUGAUCAGUUUUUCUUCCAAUCAACACGUGUUCCCUCACAUCCUAUUAUUUGAAUCUGAGAGAAUAAAUAAUUGGUCUAAGUCAUGGUAUAUUGAUACCUUACAAGUUUCGUUUGUGACAUCAAAAUACCUCUAUAGCAGUAAACACAAAAAAGAGGUGCUUUUUUUGAAGUUUUUUUUUUCUCAAAAAAGAACAAUAAUUGUAUA
Messenger RNA from Cicer arietinum (chickpea), 1497 nucleotides. RefSeq names its product expansin-A13-like. Gene Ontology annotation, cellular component: extracellular region. The record is from RefSeq and is a predicted model, not a curated record. NCBI's taxonomy places the organism in Eukaryota, Viridiplantae, Streptophyta, Magnoliopsida, Fabales, Fabaceae. Gene Ontology annotation, biological process: plant-type cell wall organization.